Messenger RNA from Meriones unguiculatus (Mongolian gerbil), 6927 nucleotides. It is a transcript of the gene Col24a1, whose product is annotated as collagen type XXIV alpha 1 chain. Gene Ontology annotation, molecular function: extracellular matrix structural constituent. The record is from RefSeq and is a predicted model, not a curated record. NCBI's taxonomy places the organism in Eukaryota, Metazoa, Chordata, Mammalia, Rodentia, Muridae. The transcript has 61 exons. The coding region runs from base 381 to 5600 and encodes 1739 amino acids.
UCUCCUCCCAGGCCCAAAGCUCAGAGCUCUACUGGAGUCUCCUUUGAACCGCAAGUGAACUCCAGGGUUGCGCUCGCUCUUGCGGCUGCCCCCUCUGCCUCAGGGUGAAGUCUCACUCAGCUCGGGUCUCCCCAGGGGAGCGCGGCUCCGGCUGCAGCCAGGCUCGGAGCAUCCUAGCUAUCUUCCCCGCCCGCCGGGUGCUGCUUUUUAACCCACAGCGCUUCAUCCCCCCCUACCCCACCCCACACUCCGUCCUGCGGGUUGGAGCACGAUUCUCAUGUGACUUUCCCCCUUUUCAUGGACAGUACCUGCACCUUUAGCAGUUCGGAGCUGGCUUCUGUUUUCCGUUAGUGCUUUGCUGCAGGGACAGAUGCAUACAAAUGCAUUUAGGAGCCUACAGGACAAGGCAUGGAAAGGUCUCCCCCACCACAAAAACGAAACCGCUUCUUCGUUUCAUUGUACUAUGUGUGGCGUGGAUCACUGUUCGUGCACAGGGGCAAGGCAUAGAUAUUCUUCAUCAACUAGGCCUUGGAGGCAAAGAUGUAAGAUACACGUCAUCAGUGAUGGCUGUGCCGUCAUCCCCACCAUUACCUCAGGGGGUCCGUUUAACAGAAUGUGGUGUCAUUCUGAAAAAUAAUGCAUACAUUGAGUCACCUCUCGUGAACAUUUUGCCAGUUAGCUUAAGGCAGCCACUAACAAUAUUGAUUGCAUUGCAAUCACGUAAAGUGAACAAUGCCUUUCUCUUCAGCAUUCGAAAUAACAAUCGACUGCAGUUAGGAGUGCAGUUGCUACCUAAGAAACUAAUGGUGCAUGUUGGAGGAAAGCAAUCAGUAACUUUCAACUACAGUGUCCAUGAUGAACAGUGGCACGCAUUUGCCAUCACUGUUAGCUACCGAGUUGUCUACAUGUUUGCUGAAUGUGGAAAGAGAUAUUUCAGUGGAGAGACUCCUUCUGAAGUUCAGACCUUUGACCUUCAUGGUGUGCUUACCUUGGGAAGUAUGAAUAAUAAUUCUGUCCACUUUGAGGGAACGGUGUGCCAGCUGGACAUCAUUCCUUCCACAGCAGCAUCGGCCGACUAUUGCAGAUACGUGAAACAGCAGUGCCCCCCAGCAAACACAUCCCAAGAGGAAACAAUCCUCCCUCACAUGGCAGUAACUCCAACCAGACACCCUGAGCACACGCCCUUGCCCAAAGCACUUGAUGAAUCAGAAUUGCCACAGAAGACAUGCGCAGAUGGCAAAAGCAAUCCAAAUAACAGAAAUAAUAGUUCUGCCACAGUACAUGAAAGCCAAGAGCACCAGACACCAAGGUCUCCUUUGAUUUCUUUCCAUUCAGGAAACAUCUCAGCUGUGACUCUUCCAAACUACAGAGUUCAAGCUCAAGAAAUCACCACUCAGGAAGAGACAGAUUUAAGCCUGCCACUGUCCCAUCACCACUCUAAUGAGACCAGAAUGAGUACAGAGGGGAGAUUCAGCCCUCCCUUAGCUGGAUCAGAUAACGUCACCCACCACGAAGAGGAAGCAGCUGGCCUGCGCCUGCCUAAGAAGGCACCAUCUAGGAUUGCACACACGAAGCAAGACACAAUGACUAAUCUCAAGAAGGCUCUCUCAGCCAGUCUACACACCAACGAACUAAUGGAAAUGGAACGGGUUCUAAAUACCACCUUGUACAGAGUGACACAUGGGCCCUCUGUGGAAAAUCACCUUGAACUAAAGAAGGAAGACGAACUUUACCCAGAUGCUACUUAUCCCAGUGAAAAUAGCUAUGAAACCCAGUUUUAUGGUUAUUAUUAUUAUGAGGAUUAUAAUGCAACGCUUGACAUGGACUAUCUGAGAGGGCCGAAAGGGGAUGCUGGACCUCCUGGUCUCCCUGGUCCGAUGGGAAUCCCAGGGCCACCAGGCAAGAGAGGCCCACGGGGUAUUCCGGGACCCCACGGAAACCCUGGGUUACCUGGGUUGCCAGGCCCGAAGGGCCCCAAAGGAGAUCCUGGGUUGUCCCUAGGCCAAGCUGCUUCUGGAGAAAAGGGUGACCAAGGUCCUUUUGGUUUAGUGGGGCCCCCUGGCUUCCAAGGUGAAAAGGGUCUCAAAGGACAUCCAGGCCUCCCCGGACUCCGAGGUGAACAAGGAAUCCCAGGACUCCCUGGUAGCAUUGGCUUACCUGGCUACCCUGGCAGGCAGGGUUUAGCCGGACCCGAAGGUAACCCAGGCCCUAAAGGCGUCCGAGGUUUCAUUGGCUCUCCUGGAGAGGCAGGGCCGCUGGGACCUGAAGGAGGAAGGGGCGCUCCUGGGAUCCGUGGGAAGAAGGGUCUGAAGGGAAGACAGGGGUUUCCGGGUGACUUUGGAGACAGAGGCCCUGCCGGUCUGGAUGGCAGUCCUGGGCUUGUAGGUGGCAUUGGACCCCCUGGAUUUCCUGGCAUUAGGGGAAGUGUUGGUCCCGCAGGACCAAUUGGACCUCCAGGAGCUCCUGGCCCGAUGGGCCUUUCAGGAAAUAGAGGACCACCUGGAAUCAAAGGUGAUAAGGGUGAGCAAGGCAUGGCGGGAGAGCCAGGAGAACCUGGGUAUCCUGGAGACAAGGGCACCAUUGGGUCGCCAGGACCGCCAGGGAUAAGAGGAAAGUCAGGACCUUCAGGACAACCAGGUGAUCCAGGACCCCAGGGACCACCUGGCCCUCCAGGACCAGAGGGCUUUCCAGGAGACAUUGGGAUUCCUGGACAAAAUGGACCUGAAGGACCAAAGGGACACCUUGGAAGCAGAGGGGCCCCUGGACCUCCAGGUCUGAAAGGAGCUCAGGGAGAAGAAGGACCAAUUGGGCCCUUUGGAGAAGUGGGAUCAAGGGGAAAACCAGGUCGAAAAGGGAAUAUGGGUGAACCAGGGCCAGAAGGCUUGAAGGGAGAAAUAGGAGACCAAGGAGAUAUUGGGAAAAUUGGCGAAACAGGUCCUGUUGGUUUGCCUGGAGAAGUAGGGGUAACUGGAAGCAUUGGUGAAAAGGGAGAGCGUGGAAGUCCAGGCCUACUUGGUCCCCAGGGGGAAAAAGGUGUCAUGGGCUACCCAGGUCCUCCUGGGGCUCCAGGACCGCUGGGCCCAGUGGGCUUACCUGGUCUUGUUGGGGCAAGAGGUGCACCUGGGAGUCCAGGCCCUAAAGGACAAAGAGGACCCAGAGGACCAGAUGGCCUCCCAGGAGAUCAAGGUGGACAUGGUCCCAAGGGUGAAAAAGGAACUCAAGGAAAAAGAGGGCUUCCAGGUCUUACUGGUAAGACUGGAAGCCCUGGGGAGAGGGGCGUUCAAGGAAAACCAGGCUUACAAGGACUCCCUGGCAGCUCAGGAGACAGGGGGCCUGCCGGAGAACUAGGGCCACGAGGACUGCCUGGUAAUGCUGGACUUCCUGGAGAGAUGGGUGUGGAGGGACCUCCAGGCACUGAGGGAGAAUCUGGCCUGCAAGGUGAACAAGGAGCUAAGGGAGAUGUUGGACCUGCUGGAAGUGCUGGAACAGCUGGGGAGCCAGGGUCACGCGGUGAACCAGGAGCUCCUGGAGAAGAAGGUCUCCAAGGAAAAGAUGGAUUAAAGGGAGCUCCUGGAGGAAGAGGACUUCCUGGAGAAAGUGGAGAAAAAGGAGAGAUGGGCUUACCAGGAACAGCAGGGCCCUCGGGUACGCCAGGUCAAAUGGGUCUUCCAGGACCUGAAGGAAAUGUGGGAACCCCAGGACAAAGAGGUCGACCAGGGAAAAAGGGUGAUAAAGGACAAAUAGGACCCAUGGGAGAAGUCGGAAGCAGAGGCUCCCCUGGACAAGUUGGGGGAAGCGGCCCUAAAGGUGCCAGAGGAACUAGAGGUGCUGUGGGUCCAUUAGGAUUGAUGGGACCUGAAGGAGAACCAGGGAUCCCUGGAUACAGAGGUCAUCAAGGUCAGCCAGGACCCUCUGGAUUGCCAGGACCUAAAGGAGAAAAGGGCUACGCAGGAGAAGACAGCCAAGUCUUAGGACCUCCUGGGCCCCGAGGUGAACCAGGACCAGUGGGGGAACAAGGAGAGAGAGGAGAGCAUGGAGACGAGGGCUAUAAGGGCCAUGUGGGUGUGCCAGGACUCAGAGGUGCCAGUGGACAACAAGGGCCUCCAGGUGAACCCGGCGACCAGGGUGGACACGGACUGAAAGGAGAGAGAGGAUCUGAACACGCUUGUCUUAAGAACUUACCGUUCCAGGCUGAAACAGUCCCGUCUGGGGUAACUUCAGAUGAUCUCUCAGAAGUACGCCUGGGUCCUAAGGGGAAAAAAGGAGUUCCUGGUCCUUCUGGGAAACCUGGCAUUCCCGGACUUCCAGGUCUUCCUGGACCAAAAGGCUUGCAAGGCUACCAUGGAGUAGAUGGCAUGUCAGGAAACCCUGGAAAGCCUGGGAUACUGGGAAAACAAGGACUUCCGGGUGUCACAGGCAGCCCAGGAAGAGCAGGACUGGCUGGAGCCCCAGGUCCUCGAGGAGGAAAAGGUUCAUCAGGCCCUCCCGGAAGCGCCGGUGCUCCAGGCCCAAAGGGUGAACAAGGGCUGCCUGGUCAACCCGGGAUUCCAGGUAAAAGAGGUCAGCGAGGAGCACAAGGUGACCAAGGACUACAUGGAGACCCUGGUCUGAAAGGGCAGCCAGGAGAACAUGGGGACCAAGGGUUGACAGGUUUCCAAGGAUUCCCAGGCCCCAGGGGUCCGGAGGGGGAUGCUGGUAUGGUUGGAAUUGUAGGACCUAAAGGUCCCACUGGGCAGAGAGGAAACACUGGCCCUCUGGGCAGAGAAGGUAUAAUAGGCCCGACAGGUGGAACUGGACCCAGAGGUGAAAAAGGCUUUAGAGGUGAAACUGGUCCCCAAGGACCAAGAGGACAACCAGGACCUCCUGGUCCACCCGGAGCACCUGGUCCAAGAAGACAAAUGGAUAUCAAUGCUGCUAUUCAAGCCCUGAUUGAAUCAAAUUCUGCCUUGCAGAUGGAGAGUUACCAGAAUACUGAAGUGACUUUAAUCAACCACAGCGCAGAGAUAUUCAAAACCCUGAGCUACCUUAGCAGUUUACUGAGCAGCAUCAAGAAUCCUCUUGGCACACGGGAUAACCCAGCACGGAUCUGCAAGGAUUUGCUCGGCUGUGACCACAAGGUUUCAGAUGGAAAAUACUGGAUUGAUCCAAACCUUGGAUGUUCUUCGGAUGCCUUUGAGGUUUUCUGCAACUUUAGUGCUGGUGGCCAGACAUGUUUAUCUCCGGUUUCUGUGACAAAGCUGGAGUUUGGAGUCGGCAAAGUGCAGAUGAACUUUCUUCAUUUGCUGAGUUCAGAAGCCACCCACACCAUCACCGUUCACUGCCUGAACACCCUGAGGUGGACAAGCAUACAGGCGGGCGCUCCAGGCUUGUCUAUCAGCUUCAAAGGAUGGAAUGGUCAGAUUUUUGGAGAAAACACUCUACUUGAACCUCAAGUCCUCUCAAAUGACUGCAAGAUUCAGGAUGGCAGCUGGCACACGGCAAAAUUCCUUUUCCACACCCAGAAUCCUAAUCAGCUCCCCGUGACUGAAGUCCAAAGCCUUCCUCAUCUCAGAACUGAGCGAAAGCACUACGUUGAAAGCAGUUCCGUGUGCUUUCUCUAAGGCCUCUGCUGGGGCGCGGAAGCUGGGCUGCUGCUCAGGUAAUUGCCGAGGGAGAAGUGUAGACAGAAACGUGUGUCGUUAUGAAAUGUGGGAGGAAAAAGACGAGCUAAAUCUUCAGAACUCUCAGGAAGAAAAGAUUUCCUCCUAAGGAGAAAAGGCAUUUUUUUAAAGGACUAUGAUUGAUAAUGUAUUUAAUUCUCUUACAGUUUUUUUGUUUUUUUUUUUUUUUUGGUCAUUGAUCUGCGUUUUCGUAAAGAAUUCCCUAGGAUGGAAAAUUUCUAAACUUGGAAUUCUUGAGGGUGUCCUGUGCUUUCGUCCCUUUAGACAGCUGGAGCUGUGGGGAACUGGGGAGCAGUACUGGAUAGUGCUCCAGGCGGUGUGAUGUGUCUGUCUAAACCUCGCCAGCCACAGUCUGCAGCGCCUUCUCUUCCCAAACACUAAGCUGUAUUCGGUCCCCCCGUGGGCAUAUAAAAAUCUUAGCCGGUGUACACUACCUCUUCCGUGUUGCCCUUUUGUGUUGCUUGGUGCUGUUUCUCAGAACAGGGUGCUGUGGCUGUCACAGACUCUCUUAUUCCUUUCCUCAACUUCGUCAUUAAGAGUGUAUGUACUGGUUACAUCAAGAUGUCUUAGUUGUUAACGCUUAUUUCCAUUUGUUUGGUCUCCCGCUGAAUAACAAGUAAAGCUAUUUAUGCCAAGUCCUUAUUUUAUUUUAGAAUUCUCUUUGUGCACACGAAGUCAAGGCCAGCAUGUCCUAACUGGUGCAUACUCACAAGAGAAUUGGGGUGUUUCUUUGGGGUUUUCUGUUUUGUUUCAUUUUCUUUAAAUUGCUGUAAAGAGUACUUAAGGCCACCUAUAUCCCGUGGUAGAUUUGGGUUAUUGUUUGUGAUGUACUGUUUUAAAACUCCAAGAUCAUCUGGAAUGAUAUUUUGUAUAUAUAUAAAUAUUGUGUAAAGUUUUGAUUCAGCCAACCUUUUGAAAACUGCUGCUGUUUUAAAUUAUAAAACUUUAUAUUUAUGCUUUGUAGAAAAUAUUUGCUCUUUAGUAUUCAUUGAUUUUUUUUCACUGUUCUUAAAUAUAAUGUUAGUGCUUAAAAGAAUUUUAUAGUCUUUCCAACAGCAUUAUGAAUUGAGGGAGUCUUUUUCCACUAAAACAAGCUUGGCCCAUUCAGACUUUUGCUGUCGUCAGAGAAAAAUGAUAGUUCAAUAUUAAAAGAAAAAGAUUAUGCCGCUUGCUGUAUGGACGAGCCUGUUGUUCAUCUAUUACAAGCAUACCGUUAACCUCAACCAACCACAUUUACCUAUCUAUAAUAAAGAGGUGCUUUAAAUCA